Messenger RNA from Colossoma macropomum (tambaqui), 2165 nucleotides. RefSeq lists its product as uncharacterized. Lineage: Eukaryota; Metazoa; Chordata; Actinopteri; Characiformes; Serrasalmidae. The transcript is spliced from 2 exons. Bases 661 to 1371 code for a protein of 236 amino acids. The record is from RefSeq and is a predicted model, not a curated record.
GAAAUGAAAGGGCAGGCAAACAGGAAGAAGAAGAAGAGAGUUGUUUGCAACAGAUGUGCUCUCUUUUUUGGCUGUUUGUCUCCUGUACUGGGAAACAUGUGUUUCUUUGCUGGUGAGGAGAUUUUAUGCUACCCAUCAACCGCCCUGUUGGUGUAAGGAUUACCUUUCAACGUAUUCUGCUGGACAUUUCACCAAAACCUCAGGAACCCUCAGAAACUCUCCCAGGAACAGUCUCAACUUUCCCCUGGACUAUCCGCCCACGAGAGCCAUCUCUACCUUCAAGAUAUCUAUAUUCCUCAAGGAUUUGCCUCAUCAAUUACAAACCCGGUGAGGCUGUUCCUUACUUGGCUGUACAUAAAAACUGGACUUAAGGACUUCAUUUGUUGAAGCUAAAGGACUGAGCAAUUGUAUAUAGUGUAUAUUGAUGUCAGUUCCUGUUGUUGUUGUUGUUGUUGUUGGGUUGUAAAUAGGAUUUGGGGUGCUUUCAAUACAUUUUGUGGGCUUCACCGUAUGUUUGUGGACGUGUUUUCUGUGCUCAGUUAUAAAUUUUGUAUUUCCUUUUGACACCCUCUCAUACAUCUUCCUCCAUAGCACGGUAGGUGCAGGUUACCCAUAUUUUUUAAACGUUUCUGUGUUAUCCUAUUUUAAGUAGUUGGUAACAUGUGGUGGCCCAUACGGGGACCUGCACAGAUCAAGAAUAGAAACUACUGCCUACCUUUUGUGUCUCAUUUUCAUUUGCCUAUUUUCAAUAGAACAAAACUUUCUGUAAAGAUGGCGGUGAGUGCACGGUCAGAGGCAGUGGAUGGAUCCUCACCCCCUUUAGACUUCACUGCUGGUCCGUUCGUGACUCAAAGAUCCAUGAAUGACAUCAUUGACACCCUGAGCCAGCUAUACAUCUGCUCAGAUGAUGAGGAGGAGAUUUCAGAACCUGGUGAGAGAGCAGAGGACCAACAAAAUUGGCUUCCCCCUCCUCCACCUCCUGUGGACAAUAUUCCUGAAGGUUGGGAGGAAAGGCUACUGAGGCUGGAGAACAAAAUAGUGGACCUGGAAGAAAGACUACCAGGGAUGGAGGAAGAGCGCUGUUCCCUCAUGACCCAAGAACAAGAGAAAUGGGGAGAAAAGCUGCAGGGGCUGAGAGCCAGUUUUGAAGAGGGCAUCAAGGCCCUAGAGAAUCGACUGGGAUACCAUAUGGACAGGUGGAGUGAGCGGCUUAAGAAGGAGAUGGAUCUGGAGAUACAAGAGCUUGGAAGGUCAGUUGUAGACUGUUUCAAGAGGAGAGAUGUGCAACUCGAAGAGUUUUCAGGCCUGCAAUUUCACUUCUUCCACCCCUUUCUCCAGAGCAAUGGAGAGAAAAGGAGAAAGAACUGGUGAUCGUCUUAUGGACAGUGUGAUUGGAAUGCACACCAAACCACCCGUGAAGAUUGACUUUCCCAGGUAUGAAGGUCUUGGGGAGGAAAUGGAUCCAGUUGCCUUCAUAGAAAAAUGUGAAGAGUUUCUGGCAGUCCGGCCCCUGAGUGACGCUGCAAUUCUUGCUGCGCUCACCUCGGUUCUGGCUGGGAACAGCCAAGGAUUGGUGGAUGGCCGAAAAGGGGGCAGUCAGAACUUGGGGAAAGUUUAAGACAGCUUUCCUUAGGGCAUUCCUGUCUGAAGAUUAUGAGGAUGAAGCAGAGAGGCGGUUACGGGAGCGUACACAGGGUAUCAAUGAAAGCAUAUGGGAUUUUGCUUACCAAUACCGAGCUCUGUCUGAGGUGGAGAAAGGAAUUUCUGAGAAAGAAUUAUUGCAGGCUAUAUUAAGGAACUGCAACCCCUGACUUGCAAGCCUCUUGAGGGGAAACGUCACUAGUGUCAACGAGCUGGUACACGUUGGAACCCUGAUAGAGAGGGACCUUUCAGAAGCCAAACACUACUGGGAGAGAGUCAAUCAUGAGAGAGGAGGAGAGAGAUCAGGUCACAAAUCUAGCAAAAAACCACCUUUCAACACUGGCCAAACUACUGUGGUCCAGUACAUCUCACAGCCGGUCAAAUCUCUUACUUUACCUCUCGUGGUUCGGGGGCAACAACUUUCAGCCAUGAUUGACACUGGAAGUACCUUCUCGCUAAUACAGGAAGCCUGCUGGAAUGAAGUGAGAAAGAAGGGUGAACUUUGGAGGCCUAGCAAUGGUCAA